AUGAAAAGAAAAAGAAAUGAAAAAAAAAAAGACGAAAAAAAAAAGAAGAAAAAAGAUGAAAAAAAAAAGAAGAAAAAAAGACAAAAGGAAAAGAAGGAAAAAAGAAACAAAAAAAAAACCCCCGAAAUAAAGAAAAGAAAGGAAAAAAAAAAGAAAAAAAAAAUUGUUGGUUUCAAAAUAAAAGAAAAGAAACUAAAAAAAAAAAAAUACAAACCUGUUCAAAGCGAAGCAAAAAGCAAAAAGCGAAAUGAAAAGCGAAGCAAAAGUCGAAGCAAAAAGCAAAGCGAAAAGCAAGACGAAAAGCAAAGUGAAAAACAAAGUGGAAAGCAAGACAAAGAGCAAAGCAAAAAGCAAGACAAGUGA
Molecule: messenger RNA, 363 nt
Organism: Racocetra fulgida
Lineage: Eukaryota; Fungi; Glomeromycota; Glomeromycetes; Diversisporales; Gigasporaceae
Source: the annotation of a GenBank genome assembly